GUUGAAGAAAUCAUAGGGGCAGUCGGUCACUUAGCACCCAAGAUGUCCAUUGCCCCCAGUAAGCUGCUGUUCCUCCUGACGAGCAUAGUUUGUGUUACAGAGCUUCUUGCUCUACCAUCCCCUCUUCAGAAAGAUCCGAAGUGUGGGCAGAAAUUUCAUGAGACAAAGCCGUGGAGUUACUUUAACCUUUUCACGCGCAUUGUUGGGGGAAACCAGGUGAAACGAGGCUCGCAUCCAUGGCAGGUUUCCUUGAAGCGAAGGGAGAAGCAUUUCUGCGGAGGCACCAUUGUUUCUGCUCAGUGGGUGGUCACGGCCGCUCACUGCGUCUUGGACAGGAAUUUACUUCAGGAUUUGAAGAUCACUGCAGGAGAGCAUGAUUUGAGGAUCAGGGAGCCUGGAGAGCAGACACUGCCUGUUAAAUAUGUCGUUAAGCAUCCAAAGUUUGACCCCAGGAGACCAAUGAACUAUGAUAUUGCCCUUCUGAAGCUGGAUGGAGCCUUCAACUUCAGUACAUCAGUUUUGCCAGCAUGUCUUCCUGAUCCCGGUGAAAAGUUUGAAGCAGGAUUUAUCUGCACUGCUUGUGGUUGGGGCCGUUUGCACGAGAAUGGUGUACUGCCUCAGGUAUUAUAUGAGGUCAAUCUACCAAUCCUAAACAGUAAGGAGUGUUCAAGAGUAUUGUCAACUUUAAGGAAGCCUAUCCAAGAUGACACUAUUAUAUGUGCUGGAUUUCCAGAUGGAGGAAAAGAUGCCUGCCAGGGAGACUCCGGGGGUCCUCUUCUGUGCCGCCGCAGGCACGGUGCCUGGGUCCUCGCCGGGGUCAUCUCCUGGGGCAUGGGAUGUGCUCGUGGCUGGGUGAGUAACGAGAAGAAGCUACAUUACAGAAGAGGAUCUCCAGGGAUUUUUACAGACCUCAGUGCACUGCUGCCCUGGAUUCAAGAAAAUAUGAGUACUGAACUGAAAAUGAAAAGUUCCACAGCAUUUUGUAGUGCUCAGGAUGGCAAACUCCCCAGCAGUGAAGGAGAAUUACAUUUUCCUGAAAGUCCGGAGCAUUUCUAUCAAAACCACCAAUUGUGUCUAUGGACUCUGCUUGCGCCAGAAGGGAAUUAUAUAUUGCUUCGUUUUUCCCACUUUGAUAUAGAGUCAGAAACAUUUUGUGACUAUGAUUCUUUAUCAGUCUAUUCGGAAGAUGACAGGCUUGUUGGGAAAUUCUGUGGAGAAGAUCUUCCAUUACCUAUUUUGAUUGGCUCCAGUAGUGUAAGGCUAAAAUUUGUGUCUGACAGCAAGAAUAAUGGAACUGGGUUUUCCAUGACCUACACAGCUCUUGCACCAGACACUCUUCCUGAUUCUGGCUGUGAGUCCUUAGCUGUUCUUUUUGAAGAAGGAGUGCUACAAAGCAUGCACUAUCCAGAGCACUACAGCAACCUGGCAAACUGUCAGUGGGUUGUUUUUGCUCCAAAAGAUCAUGUAAUCAAGCUUACCUAUCAGUCUUUUGAAGUAGAAGAGAAUGAAGAUUGCUCUUACGAUGCUGUGACUGUGUACGAAGAUGCGGGAAAAGAGGAGGAAAUAGCUACGUCUUGUGGAUUUGCUCUGCCAGCACCUGUUCUGAGCUCCUCUGAUACAAUGCUGAUUGUCUUUCACUCUGACGAAACAGAGGCCUUUGGAGGAUUCAGAGCUACAAUCUCUUUUGUUCCUGUAGCAGAUUUAAAUAUUUUUGAUUCGAAUAGUGAAGAARAGCUUAAAGAUAUGGAUAUGACUGCAGAAGACAUACAGAUUGAGACAGGUAAUAUUUGUGGAAUACCUUCAAAUCAGCCCAGGUUCCUCUUCAGUAGGGUAAUUGGAGGUGAAGAAGCUGUACCACACUCAUGGCCUUGGCAAGUCAGCAUACAGAUUUCAGAUGAGCAUGUCUGUGGAGGAGCAGUUCUUGCCAAAGAAUGGGUUGUCACAGCUGCUCACUGCUUUGGAUCAAAGGAACCAUACAGAGACUUAUGGACGGUGGUCACGGGACUUCAUGAUCUUGCAGAGCAAGAAUACAGACAGAAAAGGACAGUAAAGCAGCUUAUUAUACAUCCCAGUUUUAACAAGACCACCAUGGACUGCGAUAUCGCCCUUGUGCGGCUGUCGGAGCCCUUGGAAUUCAACCGGUACGUGCAGCCCGUGUGCCUGCCAGCGACGGACRGGGCGGUGCAGCCCUCGAGGCUGUGCGUUGUCACCGGAUGGGGCGCCCGCCCGGCAGACAGAGAAAAGGGGAAAAAACUGCAUCAGCUUGAGGUCCCCAUACUGGUGUUGGACACAUGUCAGAGCUAUUACGUAAACCUUGCCAGUAAAGUGACCCAGAAGAUGAUCUGUGCUGGGUUCCCUCUGGAAGAAGGCAAGGAUUCAUGCACAGGUGAUUCUGGUGGCCCAUUAGUUUGUCCUUCAGAAGAUGACUCUGGACUUUAUACCCUUAAUGGAAUCACUAGCUGGGGCUUGGGCUGUGGAAAGAAAAGCUACCCAGGAGUAUAUGCCAAUGUUGGUGCUUUUGUUGACUGGAUCAAGCAGAGUGUUAAUAGUAGUGAUCUUCCCAUUUUUGGGGUGUAACUGUCAAAGCAGCAGUUCUGCUGGACAACAUUGUAAGACACUUCCAAAGCACAAGUAUCAUUGAAAGCGAAACUUGGUGAGAGUGUAUUAGUUCAUGCUUGGUGAACAGAUUCCAGUGUAGCUGAUUCUUGCUUCAGUGAAGUUACUGAUUUACAUGAAUGGAGACUUUGGC
Messenger RNA from Nothoprocta perdicaria, 2749 nucleotides. It is a transcript of the gene OVCH2, whose product is annotated as ovochymase 2. Gene Ontology annotation, molecular function: serine-type endopeptidase activity. The coding region runs from base 43 to 2577 and encodes 844 amino acids. The record is from RefSeq and is a predicted model, not a curated record. NCBI's taxonomy places the organism in Eukaryota, Metazoa, Chordata, Aves, Tinamiformes, Tinamidae. Gene Ontology annotation, biological process: proteolysis. The transcript has 22 exons.